ACAUCAUAUCGUCACUCUCAGAUCACCUUACUUAUAGUAUAUAAAUUGAACCACAACACCUCUCAUCUGCUACCUAUUCCGAUCCACUACAAGCUUAUCUACGAACUUCAUGUAAUUUUAAUCCUUGUUUUUAACAAUGUGAACAUCUAUCUGAUCUUGACGAUAAUAAGUUGGGUUUUUUUUUUUUUUUUUUUCUGAUGUUUGCAUUGGCGUGAAAAAAAUAUCAUGUAGUCUGCAGCAUAUGGAGAUGAGAAGACAGGUUGAUGGAAUCAAUGGUGGUGCUAGUGCUGCGGUUUAUCCACACAAGGCUGAUAAGUUGGAGAUAAACACAGCUCUACCGAUUGAUGAAGAUGAAAAGGAUGAUGAUGAUUCUUGUGGUUGGAACAGGAUUGUUCAGAUUGAGCCUACAAUGUCUAUACACCUCAAGUUCCAAGAUGUGAGAUACACGGUUGCAGCAGCAGCAAGAGGAGCAGAAAAAUGCAUACUGCAAGGGGUGCGCGGUUCAGUCUGUCCAGGGGAAGUUCUUGCUCUAAUGGGACCUUCUGGUGGUGGUAAAACUACUCUGCUAAACCUUCUUAGCGGACGGGCCAAAAUCAAUCAAGGCACCAUUACUUACAAUGAUAAUCCAUAUAACAAGUCUUUGAAGCAAAGGAUUGGGUUUGUGCUACAAGAUGACAUUGUGUUUCCCCACCUAACAGUGAAAGAAACAUUAACUUAUGCUGCUUUGUUACGCCUGCCGAAAACACUGUCCACAGAACAGAAAAAGGAAAGAGCUUUGAGUGUCAUAUGUGAGCUUGGCCUUGAAAGGUGCCAGAACACAAUAAUUGGAGGGGCACUUAUCAGGGGAAUUUCUGGAGGUGAAAGGAAACGAGUCUGCAUUGGCAAUGAAAUUCUGCUAAACCCAUCACUUCUGUUCUUGGAUGAACCAACAUCUGGUUUGGAUUCAACCACGGCUCUACGAAUUGUCCAGAUGUUACAUAAUAUUGCUAAGGCUGGGAAGACAGUGGUGACCACCAUACAUCAACCAUCGAGUCGAUUGUUCAUCACAUUCGACAAGUUGAUUCUGUUGGGAAAUGGGUGCUCUCUGUAUUCUGGAAAAGCCUCAGAAGCUAUGCUGUAUUUCUCAUCAAUUGGCUGCUCUCCCCUUAUUGCCAUGAACCCUGCAGAGUUUCUCAUUGAUCUUGCAAAUGGGAAUAUCAAAGACAAGUCUUUUCCUUCAGACAUCGACACCAAAUCAGUGCCUGGAAACCAACAUUCUGAGCCUUCCCCAUCCGACGUCCACGAGUAUCUUGUGGGGGCUUAUGAGUCCAGAAGUGAGGACAUGGAGAACUGGAGACUUUUGAACCCAAUUGUGAUUGAGGAGAAUGUUGAGCAAGUGGGAGCAACAUGGUGCGAGCAGUUCUCUGUUUUGCUGAGAAGAGGGUUUAAAGAGCGGCGCCAUGAAUACUUCAGCAGUCUUCGUAUCACACAGGUCAUAAUAACAGCUUUGAUUGCCGGACUACUAUGGUGGCCCUCAGACAACGUUCAAUCUCCCAAUAAAGUUGCAGAUCAGGCAGGACUGUUGUUCUUCAUCUCAGUAUUCUGGGCAUACUUUCCUCUUUUCACAGCCAUAUUUACAUUCCCACAAGAAAGGGCAAUGCUGGUAAAGGAGAGAUCAGUGAACAUGUACAAACUGAGUGCCUAUCUGGUAGCCAGAAGCAUCAGUGAUAUUCCUCUUGACCUUUUCUUGCCUGUUAUAUUCUUGACCAUUGUCUAUUUCAUGGUUCGCUUGAAGAUGACAGUCCCUGCGUUUUCUUUAACUCUGCUCACAGUUUUCCUCAGCAUUAUCGCAGCUCAGGGCUUAGGAUUGGCUAUAGGCGCGGCUUUCAUGGACGCCAAAAAGGCUACAACUUUUGCCUCAAUUGUUACCAUGACAAACAUGUUGUGUGGGGGCUUCUUCAUCCAAGAAGUGAGGGCAUCCACGGGUUGGCUUCGGUACAUUUCUAUUAACUAUAAUACACACAGGUUGCUGUUGAAUAUUCAAUACAGUUGCUCAGAACCGAUUUCUAGAUCGGUUGUUUGUGACUCUUCUUUCAUCAAGAAUCAAAAACUUGGAUCAGGUCAAACUGAAGUUGGAUAUUUAUUGGCUAUGAUUAUUAGUUACCGUAUUUUAGCAUAUCUUCUCUUAAGAGGAAUAAAUUAUAAAUGUACAACUUUUUAAUUUUCUAUGUAUAUUGUCUUAAUUGAAUAUUAGCAAUAAAUAGUUCUUCUUCUUCUUCCCAGCAAUAUAAUA
Messenger RNA from Ipomoea nil (Japanese morning glory), 2272 nucleotides. RefSeq names its product ABC transporter G family member 22-like. Gene Ontology annotation, cellular component: membrane. Gene Ontology annotation, molecular function: ABC-type transporter activity; ATP binding; ATP hydrolysis activity. NCBI's taxonomy places the organism in Eukaryota, Viridiplantae, Streptophyta, Magnoliopsida, Solanales, Convolvulaceae. The transcript has 9 exons. The coding region runs from base 242 to 2200 and encodes 652 amino acids. The record is from RefSeq and is a predicted model, not a curated record.